This is a messenger RNA of Entrophospora candida, 2934 nucleotides long. Lineage: Eukaryota; Fungi; Glomeromycota; Glomeromycetes; Entrophosporales; Entrophosporaceae. The record is from the annotation of a GenBank genome assembly.
AUGUCAACUUCUACAAAUUCAAAUAAUGAAAAACAACCUACCAUACUCUUGUGCAUAGGUAUGGCAGGCUCUGGCAAAACAACUUUAAUGCAGAGAUUAAAUGCGUAUCUUCACAGUAUCAAGAAAUCACCUUAUAUAAUUAAUCUUGAUCCAGCGGUCACUCAACUUCCAUUUGCCGCAAAUAUAGACAUUAGAGAUACUGUAAAUUAUAAAGAAGUUAUGAAACAAUACAAUUUAGGACCUAAUGGUGGAAUUUUAACAAGUUUAAAUUUAUUUACAACAAAAUUUGAUCAAGUUUUGGAUUUUAUAUCAAAACAUACACCUGGUCAAAUUGAAAUAUUUACAUGGUCAGCUUCCGGAGCCAUUAUCACUGAUGCUUUAGCUGCAUCCUACCCAUGUGUAAUCGCGUAUAUUAUAGAUACGCCUAGAACAACAAGUCCUGCAACAUUUAUGAGUAAUAUGUUAUAUGCCUGCAGCAUUUUAUAUAAAACUAAAUUGCCAUUUAUACUGGUUUUCAAUAAGACAGAUGUCAUCUCUCAUCAAUUUGCUAUUGAUUGGAUGGCUGAUUUUGAAUCUUUUCAAGAAGCUCUUCAAAAAGAUACCAGUUAUAUGACUAGCCUUAUGAAUUCCAUGUGUUUGGUAUUAGAAGAAUUUUAUAAACAUUUAAGGGUAGUUGGUGUAUCAGCAAUGUCGGGAUCUGGUAUGGAUGAAUUUUUUGAAGCUGUAGGAGAAGCUGUCAAAGAAUAUGAAGAGUAUGUUGUCACUUAUGACUAUAUGUGUAGUUAUGGGGAAGAAUUGAAAUUGGCUAAUAAAAUAAAAAAUCCGUCACAACGACAAGAAGCUAAAAAACAAGCGCAACUCACUAAAUUAAUGAGAGAUAUGAAUAUGUCUGAUACUUCUAAAACAAUAGAUCCUGAUUAUAAAGCAAUGAAAUCACAUCAAGAUAAACUCGAGGAUGAAAGUUUUGCUAGAUGGAUAAAGAAAACUAAAGAAGGUGGGGGAGUACAAGCAGCUAAUGAUUUCUAUAAUUGGAUACGACAGAACAUUAUCGCUUUCCUUUUAUUUCUAUCAUUGUAUACAAUAUCAUAUUCAAUUUUACAAAAGUUUAGAAAAAGAUACAAGGGUAGCUCAGAUAUAGAGGAUGAGGAUGAGAUAUUUGGUGGUAUUGAUGAAUUGGUCAUAAUAAUAAUGUGUGCUGCUGGUUUAGCAAUGGCCUUUGCUGGUUUUUUAUUACUACCGUUCACAAUGAUAGCAACUGCAUUAUUACAUGAUGAAAUUCACUCGGAAAAUUAUUAUUUAAGUUGGCUGGAUAGUAAUUUAUUGGUUACUUUGUGGAAUUACACGUUUAUGGGAUGUAAUUUUGCUUUGUUUGUGUUAUUACCUUUUGCCUUUUUCUACAAUGAAACAGAUCAACUUAAAACUUUUUGGGUGAAAGCUCAAGAAACGGCCACGAUUAUGUUACUGGUUAGUGUGUUGAUGUACAUUUUUAUAUACAUGUCAAGAUUGAUUUUAGGAAUAGAAAAUAUCGAUUUUUGGGUUAUAUUGAAUUUGUUGACUUGUAUGGGCGGUGCAUGGAUCUGUUUGAAGGCGACACCGAUCGGUUACAUACAAAUAUUUUCCUGCAUCAGUGAACUUCCAUUAAGACCUAAUUAUCGUAAUCAAUUAAAAGAUUCCUUGAUAGAAAAUGAAAUGGAAACUAGUGUUUUGUUACAACAUUUGGAAAAUGUGGAACGUGGAUGGAAAUCACCUGUUUAUGCUGCUAAUCUAAAAUCUCGUUCUCAAGCUCUAAUGACGGCAACAUCGUCAUCAACAUCUGAAUCAAACUACAACAAUGAUUCAUUACAAUGUUGUUCCUCUUCUGAACAGUUAUAUUCUACAAUUAAUGGAAUUAUUAAUGGCAGUGUUGAUGUUGAUUCUGGUGCUGAUGAUCAUAAUAUUAAGAAUGUUUUAGUGAAUAAUGGUAUUGGCAACACUUCUACUUUUACAUCUAUUUCAUCACCAUCAAAUCUUAAAAUUCUUGAAAAUCAAAGAUCAAGGUUACAACGUGAUCUAUCAAAAUCACCUUUAUAUCGUAAUAUAGCAUUUUUUAUAUUAUUUGUAAUCAGUCAUUCAAUAUGGUUUUUAUUGCUUGGUCACAUAUUAUGGUCAUUUAUUAAAAGUUUAUUGGUGGAUGAUGAACAAAAAGAGUUACAUAAAUUGGAAUCAGUAUUUGGUAAACAAACAAUGUCAAUAUUUGGUAAAUUUGAUACAGUUAGUGAUAUAGCAUUGAUAUUUUAUUUCACAAGUGCGACCAUAAUUGGAGUUUAUUCCAUUCAACCAUUUAAAAGAAUACGUCCAAGAUUUGGCAUUAGUAGUAAUAGUCAUAGCAGAAUGGGCUUGCAACAUAUUAUAGCUAAUGUUACGGUUUUAUUGGUGAUUAGCAGCAGUUGGCCCGCUUUAGUUAGAGUUUUGGGAUUGAUAAGACUGGAUUCGGCUGGACCUUAUGAACAAUUUCAUAAAUUAAAUAAUACCGGUCAAUUAUUGGCUAUAGCUUUUCGUCUUGGAGUUUUAAUUACUACGGUGUUUCCUAUUUUGGAUUAUUAUGUUUUAAGAAGUAUAUCUGGUGUGAGAUCGACAAUAGACAAUGAUAGUGGCGAUGGUAACGAUGGCAUUAUUGAUAAUGGUAAUGGUCUUGAGAAUAGUCAUCUAGUUAAUGGGUUUAAUGGCUUGAUUGGUAAUGAGAUUAGUUCGUCUCAUGUGAAUGGUCAUUUAAAUUAUCAUGAUGAGAUGGAUGAAUCAACCUAUAGUUUGAAAAGUAAUGAUUAUUAUUACGGGACUGCUGAGGGAAGCCAAUUAAUAACAAAUGGACAUCAUGACAACAAUUUUGAUAAUUAUUAUUAUGAUGAUGACAAUGAAGAUAAUAACAUAGUAAUAAAAGAAGUAGAAGACAAUUAA